GUCCGUUUCCGGUUUGUGUAGCGCAGCUGCAGCUCUGGUGUAACAGCUGACAACCAGCUGAAAGUACGGCAGCAUUGAGUCCAGAAACCUUGUUUGUUGUCACCACAGCGCUCACAAUGGCUGUGGCCAUGAGUUCAACGUGUCCUGGCAUGUACUGUGGCCGGAUGAUGGUCAACGGAACAGUGGAGGGAGAGUGUGGUGUUUGUCCUCGUGGAGAGCGGGCCAACCUCCAGAAUGUGUGUGAACGCUGCCUUGAGUCCCCCGAGCUGUACGACUGGCUGUAUCUGGGCUUCAUGGCCAUGUUACCCCUAGUGUUGCACUGGUUCUUCAUCGAGUGGUACUCUGGAAAGAAGAGUUCCAGUGCUCUGCUGCAGCACAUCACAGCCAUGUUGGAGUGCAGUGUUUCAGCUGUGGUCACCCUGCUGGUCACAGAGCCAGUAGGAAAGCUCAGUAUCCAUUCCUGUCGGGUCCAGAUGCUGUCAGACUGGUACACCAUGCUGUACAACCCCAGUCCAGACUACAUCAACACAUUACACUGCACCCAGGAGGCCGUCUACCCACUCUAUACCAUUGUGUUGAUUUACUAUGCAUUCUGCUUGGUGCUGAUGAUGCUGCUGCGUCCUCUGCUGGUGAAGAAGAUAGCAUGUGGUCUGGGCAAAUCUGAUCGCUUCAAGAGCAUCUAUGCUGCUCUGUACUUCUUCCCCAUCCUCACUGUGCUGCAGGCUGUGGGAGGAGGGCUGCUCUAUUAUGCGUUCCCGUACAUCAUACUGGUCCUGUCUCUGGUAACACUGGCUGUUUACAUGUCUGCCUCUGAGAUACAGUCUUUUAAGAACCUGGUUGCCAAGAAGAAGCGUCUGGUAGUCCUGUUCAGCCACUGGCUGCUCCACGCGUACGGCAUCAUCUCCAUCUCCCGAUUGGACAAGCUGGAGCAGGACCUGCCGCUGUUGGCCCUCGUGCCGGGCCCCGCCCUGUUCUACAUAGCCACAGCCAAGUUCACUGAGCCCAGUCGCAUCCUGUCUGAGGGUGGCAACGGACACUGACAAAUCCAACAUGGAUACAGUUUCACACAUUGCUACAGUGCAGAUUUUUAGCUUCCAGCACUGAGGCAGCAGUAGACUGACAGCAAAGUGUUACGGAGUUUUCUGGGUUAAUGUGAUCAAACAUGCUCAACCAGUCAACGACCAUUUAGUGAUGACAUCAUGUGGCUGGGAAUGUUAUUUGACAUUGGGAAACAUCCCAAAACUCCAAAUUUGCUGAAGUACAUGAACACUUAAAGUUGGACAUUAAGUUAUAAUUACUUUAGGUCUGUAUAAUUAAUAUAACUCCAUUCAUGAUUUGUGAGCAGCACAGGUGGUGUCUGAUCUGUUGCAGGGUCAGUUUUUUUACACGGCUGAAUGCCAUCGUAUUUAUAAUAGUUUAACACACAUGUUCCCAUUGGAGUAUGACUCUUCACCGUCCACACUGAGAGCUGGUCACAGUGCUCACAUUAGUUUCUAUCUCAUGUUAACAUGGUCACAACUAAUGAUUCUGCUCUCUCUGACUAGAUUAAUUUAUCAAUUAUUUUUAAAUCAUUUCUCAUGUAAGUUAUAAAACUAAUGACAAAUGUCAAUGACAAGUUACCACACAGUGAUGUCUUUAAAAGACUCACUUAGUUUGAAGACCCAAACAGAGUGCUGCAGGAAUAAGUCCUAAAACCAGGAAGUGAGUUGGCACUUUAGCACUCCUGGUUCCUUCAUCUCAAAGUCAAUGUUUUGAUGUCUGAAAUAAGGUCUGUGGUUAACACAAGCUGAAGAGACUUUCAGGUUUUGUCCUAUGACAUAAAAAAACAUCAGUAAAUACCCCAAUUUUUGAACCUUUUUAUGUGUCUUAAAAAAGGUGGUCGCUAAGAAGUGGCUAAGGGGAGAUGACAUAAUGCCGUCAUGCCGAACACGGCUUUAAAGCCUCACUGUGGUGGUGACGUUGUAGUCACGUGACUGUGGUGUAGUUCGUUCAUUGCCCAACGUUAGCUUUUUACUUCUGCUGAUAGUGUUUACACUUCGAAAACCACACAGGUGGUGUACAUUGCCAAGAUUAUUGCUGAACAAAACGUGCAAGUGUCAUAAAUUUAUGUUAUGUCUGUUAUGUCAGAGGUUGUUUUUUGUUUUUUUUUUUUACUUCUGCGCCGGCCAACAAAAAAAAAGGUCAUCCCUGCAGCACUCUCUAGAUUUGAUUGACAGUGAUACAGAACAGAACAAAUCUGCAGAGGCUGGACAGUGUUUGGUUUUAAUGAGAUAAUGGAACUGAACAUUUUCUAGAAACUACAUCUUAUUUUAAAUCUGUUUUUGGACAAACAAAUCCUAAAUUCACUGUUUAUAACCUGCCUGUCUUAUAUUUAUUUGACCUUAUCCCAGAGUGUGUUGAGAGAUUUUUCUUUUCAACAUUUAUUCUCACCCUGUACAUCUUGUAAAUACAGUAAAUGUUGUAAAUGAAGGCUGAUGGUAUCCUGGUUGCUCAGACCACCUCAGGUUGUGGUGGGGAGAUUUACUGGGCCUCAUGUAUAUAAGUGUAAUAUAUAUAUAUCUGGGAUGUGCCGCUCAUGUAUUAACCAUUACGUUGGAGUCGCACAGUGGAGCAUCCAUUUUCUGAGAGAAAUACCUGGAAAUCUUAGAAUAAUCCAGCUCAAGUCAAGAGUGACAUGUCUAAUCUUACAAAACUCACCAUCUGGAUGAAAAAAUAUUUUUUCUGUUGAAUGAUAUAAAAGAUUUUUAACCAGU
Messenger RNA from Epinephelus moara (kelp grouper), 2753 nucleotides. It is a transcript of the gene jkamp, whose product is annotated as jnk1/mapk8 associated membrane protein. Bases 117 to 1040 code for a protein of 307 amino acids. NCBI's taxonomy places the organism in Eukaryota, Metazoa, Chordata, Actinopteri, Perciformes, Serranidae. Gene Ontology annotation, molecular function: ubiquitin protein ligase binding. Gene Ontology annotation, cellular component: membrane. The record is from RefSeq and is a predicted model, not a curated record. The transcript has 7 exons. Gene Ontology annotation, biological process: response to unfolded protein.